This is a messenger RNA of Oncorhynchus nerka (sockeye salmon), 3515 nucleotides long. Its product is annotated as RCC1 and BTB domain-containing protein 1-like. Lineage: Eukaryota; Metazoa; Chordata; Actinopteri; Salmoniformes; Salmonidae. The transcript is spliced from 14 exons. The record is from RefSeq and is a predicted model, not a curated record. Bases 324 to 2279 code for a protein of 651 amino acids. Gene Ontology annotation, molecular function: protein binding.
UCUCAGUUUCUCUAUACUCUAAUGUAUCCUCUCUCAUUGCGCAGAUGAGGGUAGGGUUUGAUUGGUGAAAGCAGUGGGGUGAUUAUUACCGCAAGGGAGGAAAGUAUGUUUUUUAUUAUUUUAAUUGGGCCUAUGUUUUAUUAUUAUUAAACACCAGAGGGCUGAAAACGGUUAUUCUUAACUCCAUUUAUUGCGUUAGUAGUUGGCAAGAGAACAAUAGACUAGCACCCAGGCUAGGCGCAUGUGUCCUAAAAUCUUCUCAACCGUGGACUCUGCCCACCGAGUCCGCUGAUGACCUAAACCAAGCGCACCUUCUUCAGCCCAUGACGUUAGAGUGUCCAUCUGGACCAAGGAUUUGGACGGGGCUCGAGCGUAAAACUAUCGCUAAACUCAAAGCGGCUGCCUGGUACGUUUGGUAUCCUUACAUCAGCGACGACAACAACGAAGUGACAGCUUUAUUCUGUUUUCUUGAUGAUAUGGAGCGAUGCUUUAGUGUUAGCGGGGACAGUGGUGGCCUCACAGCCCCUACUUCUCCCUCCCCUGUGUCCCCCGUCCUCACCCCGACCCCCCCACCGCGGAGAGCCAGAGUGAGGUACCCAGCCAUGGUGGAUGUGGGGAAGUGGCCCCUCUUCACCCUGCUGGGGGCUCAGGAGGUCUCCCGCAUCAGACAGGCCUGUGUCUUCGGAACCUCGGCCAACGAAGCCAUCUACAUCACCCAGGACGAUGAGGUGUUUGUGUUUGGGCUGAACUGCAGUAACUGUCUGGGGACAGGAGACAGUCAGAGCACCAUGGUCCCUAAGAAACUAGACUUCCUCCGAGGCAAGAAGGUGGUCAGUCUCAGCUAUGGCAGUGGACCACACGUCUUACUGGCCACAGAAGGGGGAGAGUUGUUUGCCUGGGGGCACAAUGGAUACAGCCAGCUGGGCAACGGGACCACCAACCAGGGGGUGUCACCCAUCCUGGUUUCAACCAACCUGCAGAACAAGAAAAUAACACAAGUGGCCUGUGGGUCACAUCACUCUCUGGCCCUGACACACGAUGGAGAGGUGUUUGCGUGGGGUUACAACAACUGUGGCCAGGUGGGUUCAGGUGCCACAGCCAACCAGCCAACCCCCCGCAGGGUAACCAACUGCCUGCAGGGUAAAGUGGUGAUGGGCAUCGCCUGUGGACAGACCUCCUCCAUGGCUGUGCUCGACAAUGGGGAGGUGUUUGGCUGGGGCUACAAUGGGAAUGGCCAGCUGGGAGUGGGCAACAACGGUAACCAGCUGACCCCCUGUCGCCUGGCAGCCCUCCAGGGUCUCUGUGUACUACAAAUCGCGUCAGGCUAUGCCCACUCCCUGGCUCUAACCGACGAGGGCCUGCUGUAUGCCUGGGGGGCUAACACCUACGGACAGCUGGGUACUGGCAACAAGAGCAACCAGCUCAGUCCUGUACACAUUAUGGCUGAGAAGGAGAGGGGAGAGGGAGAGAGGCCCACCGUAGGCAGCAAAAGGACAAGGGAAAACACUGAAGAGGCGUGGCACAGAGAGACAGACAGGAUAGUGGAGAUCGCGGCGUGCCACUCCACACACACAUCUGCCUGUAAGACCCAGAGCGGCCAGGUGUACAUGUGGGGCCAGUGUAGGGGUCAGUCCAUCGUGCUGCCACACCUCACACACUUCUCCUGCACUGACGACGUCUUCGCCUGCUUCGCUACGCCGUCUGUCAUGUGGAGGCUACUCUCCAUGGAGCCUGAUGACUUCCUGACUGUGGCCCAGUCUCUGAGGAAAGAGUUUGACAGCCCUGAGACGGCCGACCUCAAGUUCAGUGUGGACGGGAAAUACAUCCACGUACACAAGGCUGUGCUCAAGAUCCGGUGUGAACACUUCCGCUCCAUGUUCCAGUCCCACUGGACAGAGGACAUGAAGGAGGUGAUUGAGAUCGACCAGUUCUCCUACCCCGUCUACCGCUCCUUCUUGGAGUUCCUCUACACUGACAACGUAGACCUGCCCCCAGAGGACGCCAUCGGCCUGUUGGACCUGGCCACAUCCUACUGUGAGAACCGUCUGAAACGUCUGUGUCAACACAUCAUCAAGAGAGGCAUCACCGUGGAGAACGCCUUCUCUCUGCUCUCUGCUGCCGUGCGAUACGACGCUGAGGACCUGGAGGAGUUCUGCUUCAAGUUCUGUGUGAACCACCUGACAGAGGUGACCCAGACUGCAGCCUUCUGGCAGAUCGAUGGCAACAUGCUCAAAGAGUUCAUCUGCAGAGCCAGCCGCUGUGGGGCCUUCAAAAACUGACUGACCACUAACCAGCCCCGAAGGAAGGACGAGGAAAGGGCUGGCAUGAACUGGUUUGGCUUGACACUACUUGGCCAUGGUAGAAAGGACAAAGAAAGAAUUGGUAUGAACAUGGAAACGGCUAGCUUGAACCGGAUCUCUAAAUUGCCAUAUUAUUAAUCCAUUGAGACAAUGUCUGGCGUGGUCAUCUGGUGAGGUCAUCUGGUGACUAUGGCUCACCUCCAGUUACACAGCCAAAGAAGCCAAAGCCAGUCUCUGCCUGUGCACCUAAUAUUCCACGUGGACAGAUGGCACUGUGGGGAGGAAGUUCCUUUACCAGUCAAAACAGUGAUAUCAGAGUUCAUUGUCUGUCACUGCAUGUUUACAAACCUGCUAAAUGGCAUCAGACUGCUCAUUUAGUGUCAGUUUAAUUGGAGGACCAUAGAUCUAGCUUAAGAUGGACACGGUUACAUGCCUGACAAUGUCUGAUGGCAGGUGAUUGGCAGUUAACCCCCCCCCCCCCCCCCGAUUUGCAGAUUAUUAUAAUAGACUUUUUUGCAUCAAAGUUGUGUACUUUGCUCUAUUGUUGAAGGGUUUGAUGUAGCUGGCCAGAAAUAUAUUUGACAGGGUUUAUGGUUCAGAGCCUGUGGAUGUUUUGAGGAAAUGACAGUUUCAAUAUGACCUGUAAUAUGCUGUGUACUGACAAAGUAGAGCAGAGCUUGUCAUUUAUUCAUUCAGGCACGUUAAUUCUCGAGACUUGAGAUGAACAUGGUGAUGCAAUGCAACAAUGAGCAGGAAGUUGGUUUUCAACUCUUCAGUUCUUUUACCAGACAGAAAACAAAACAUUUGCACCAUAUACAACUUGUUACUCUGUGUGAACUUUUUUUAUUCUUACAAAAAUAGAUAUUAUCUACAUUUUUUACUAUUACUUAUUGCAUUCCUUUGGUUGAGAUUACUCCACCCCAGCAUUUCCAAUCAUUCUGCUGCUUUGAAUAUUGUUUUAAUGGUUUAAUGUUCAUUACUACAUUCUAAUUUACUUUGAAGCGAGUGUUUGUACUGAAAUUUAAAUUCAAUGCAUUGUACUCUUAGAUUUGUUGCUUAUGUUUAUUUUUGCAAUUACAUUUAUUUUGAAAUAUUUACAAUUAUUUAGGAUGGAAAGAGUUUAUAUUGGUGCCACAAUUCUCAACAUGUUUAUCGACUUGCAAAAAAUGAAAUGCAACCACUUUGAAAUAAACAAAACUACAUUAUUGUAUACAA